Molecule: messenger RNA, 638 nt
Organism: Pterocles gutturalis (yellow-throated sandgrouse)
Lineage: Eukaryota; Metazoa; Chordata; Aves; Pterocliformes; Pteroclidae
Gene: PLEKHB1
Product: pleckstrin homology domain containing, family B (evectins) member 1
Exons: 6
Biological process (GO): regulation of cell differentiation
Cellular component (GO): membrane
Source: RefSeq, a predicted model, not a curated record
GAUGCCAGGAGGAGGUGCGGGAGGGGGAGGAUGAGCUCCGACUGGGGCAGUUAAUCCAUGGCAGCGAGGAAAUCAUGGCUCAGCCGCUCACGGAUUUACGCUCCAUCCUGCGCCGCUGGAAGAGAAACUGGUUCGUUCUCUACCUGGAUGGCAGCUUGGUUUACUACCACGACGAGACACAGCGCGACAUGGACGGCCGGAUCCACAUCAAAUACAGCUGCCGGGAUGUCAGGACUGGCCGCGAGUGCAGAGAUGUGCAGCCCCCCGAGGGGAAGAGCCGCGACUGCCUGCUGACCGUCGUGCUGCGGGACAGCUCCAAGACGAUGCUGUGCGCUGAGAGUGAGGAUGACGCCAUCGCUUGGAAGAUGGCCGUGCUGGAGGCUAAAUCCACCCCGGUGCACGUCUACGACCCCUACGACGAUGACUACUACCAGACGGUGCCCCUCGACUCCCACCAGACCGCCUACAUCAGCUCCGGCCACUACGGCCACCAGUACGGAGCUCCCGGGGUGACCCACGUCAUCGUGCGCGAGGAUCCCUACCGGGUCUCCGGGGACCAGAUGGCCUUGGGGCUGCUGGCGGGGGCUGCCACCGGCGCCGCCCUGGGCUCCUUCAUGUGGAUGCCGUGCUGGUUUUAG